This is a messenger RNA of Ceratotherium simum simum (southern white rhinoceros), 1128 nucleotides long. The record is from RefSeq and is a predicted model, not a curated record. NCBI's taxonomy places the organism in Eukaryota, Metazoa, Chordata, Mammalia, Perissodactyla, Rhinocerotidae.
AUGAAGGCCGUGCUGAGCCUCCUGCUCCCCUGCCUCCUGGCCCCGCUGUGGCUGGUGCCCGGCUCGGCCACUUGGCCCACGUCGCCACAGGCCCAGACAGGGCUGGAGACUCCGCACCCCACUGCCCAGAACCAGACCAGCGAGGGCAUGCGGACUCCAGAGGAGGAGGAGGAGGAGGAGGAUGUGCUGGUGGUGGAGGUGGGGAAGGAGGAGGAGGAGGAGGAGGAGGAGAAGGAGGAGCCCUGGCUGAUGGCCAGCAGGCAGCAGCUCUCUGAGACCACCUCCAACUUCGGGUUCAGCCUGCUGCACAAGAUCUCCAUGAGGCAUGACAGCAACGUGGUCUUCUCCCCGCUUGGCCUGUCCUUGACUGUGGCAGCCUUGAUGCUGGCGGCCAGAGGGCAGACCAAAGCCCAGCUGGAGAGUGGGCUCCACCUGCAGGUCCCCAACCAGACCAGCCUGGGCGUGCCUGCCCUCUUGAAGCAGCUCAGAGAGAGCCUCUCCCGCAACCAGGAGCUCGGCCUCGCCCAGGGGAGCUUUGCCUUCAUCCACAAGGAUUUUGAUGUCAAAGAGACCUUCCUCAAUUUUUCCAAGAGGUAUUUCGGUACAGAGUGUGUGACUAUGAAUUUCCACAAUGCCUCACAGGCCACAGGGCUCAUGAAUCAUUACAUUAACAAGGAGACUCAGGGGAAGAUCCCCAAAAUCUUCAAUGAGAUUCAUCCUGACACCAAAUUAAUUCUUGUGGAUUACAUCUCGCUCAAAGGGACGUGGCUGACCCCUUUUGACCCUCUCCUUACUGAGACUGACACUUUCCACCCGGACAAGUACAAGGCGGUGAAGGUGCCCAUGAUGUACAAGGUGGGCAUGUUUGCCUCCAUCUUUGAUAAGAAUUUUCACUGCCACGUCCUCAAACUGCCCUACCGUGGAAACGCCACCAUGCUGGUGGUCCUCAUGGAGAAAAUAGGUGACCACCUCGCCCUGGAAGACUAUCUGACUGCAGACCUGGUGGACACGUGGCUCAGAAACAUGAAAACCAGGUACGGCUCUUCCCCUUGCCCGACCCAAGCUCAGCCUUCCCGUCCUAAUGAGCACUUAUGCCCGUCUAAUUGCGUGGUUCUAAUGCCCGACUAA